Messenger RNA from Sorghum bicolor (sorghum), 2807 nucleotides. RefSeq names its product protein artemis. The record is from RefSeq and is a predicted model, not a curated record. The transcript is spliced from 5 exons. NCBI's taxonomy places the organism in Eukaryota, Viridiplantae, Streptophyta, Magnoliopsida, Poales, Poaceae. Gene Ontology annotation, biological process: double-strand break repair via nonhomologous end joining; protection from non-homologous end joining at telomere; interstrand cross-link repair. Gene Ontology annotation, molecular function: 5'-3' DNA exonuclease activity; damaged DNA binding. Bases 449 to 2308 code for a protein of 619 amino acids.
GUCUUGGACUCUAUGAUAGAGUCUUGCAUUGGGAGUGGCCUGAGAAAACAUUUUUUGUUGGGCCCAAAAAUAUGAGCUUCCGCUAAUAGAAUUGUGCCGAGGCCCAAAGAGCGACGGAAUCGGGCCCGAACUCCAUCCAGAAAAAAGAAGACGUGGGACCCACCCAAACGCAAAAGGCGGCAAGUUACCAGGUUACGAGGAUGCAGGUCUAGCCACUCACCCAAACUCCGAACUCCCGUGCCCGUUAACCCGUUACUCUUCCUUCCGAAGGAAGGAGCCGGCUGCCGGCUUCCCACAUUCCGCGCGCAUAUAAACCGACGCAACGAACUCCACCCUGUGUUUCCAUCAAGGAGAACUCCACCCACCCUUGUGACCCCACCGACCAGUGGCCGCGAUCCGGACGAAGGGAGGGACCUAUCCGUAAUUUCGGAAAGGAACCUGGGGGAGGAUGCCGAUAGACAUGCCCCGGGGGCUCCCCUUCGCCGUCGACACGUGGGGUCCCUCCGCCCGGCGCCGGCGCCACCGCUUCCUCACCCACGCGCACCGGGACCACCUCGUCGGCGCCGGUGCCGACAUCGACGGGGGAGGGACCGUCUACGCCACCCGCCUCACCCUGCACCUCGCGCUUCGCCACUUUCCCCAGUUGGGGAGUUGGGAGUUCGUGGAGAUGGAGGUGGGGAGGACGGUGGAGCUGGAUGACCCCACCGGCGCCUUCUCUGUCACCACGUACGACGCAAAUCACUGCCCCGGGGCAGUCAUGUUCUUGUUUGAGGGUAAAUUUGGUACCAUACUUCACACAGGGGACUGUCGGCUUACACCAGAUUGUGUACAGAAUUUGCCAAUGAAGUACAUAACGAAGAAAGGAAACAAUAACAUUUGCCGACUUGACUUUGUAUUCCUAGAUUGCACCUUCUCCAAAUGCUUCCUCAAGCUACCGAGCAAGGAGUCAGCAAUUCGGCAGGUUAUAUCUUGCAUAUGGAAGCAUCCACAUGCACCGUUUGUUUUCCUUGCUUGUGAUCUUCUUGGGCACGAAGAUAUACUAGUUGAGGUGUCACGGACUUUCGGAUCGAAAAUUUAUGUUGACUGGAGAUUGGAUUGUUUUAAAGCACUAUCACUGACAGCCCCUGAAAUCAUCACUGAUGAUUCAUCUUCUCGCUUUCAGAUGGUUGGGUUCCACCAAUUAUAUGAUAGAGCAAGCAAAGAGCUUGCAGUGGCAAGGGCAAAUCUCCAACCUGAACCCUUAUUUAUUCGUCCAUCAACACAGUGGUAUGCAAGCUGCGCUCGGAAACAGAAACCCAGCCUAACAGAAGCUGAGCAGGAUGAGUUUGGCAUCUGGCAUGUUUGUUUCUCCAUUCACUCCUCUCGUGAUGAGUUGGAGCAGGCACUACAACUUCUCCAACCUCAGUGGGUUAUUUCAACAACUCCGCCGUGCUUCGCCAUUGAGCUGAGCUAUGUAAAGAAACAUUGUUUCAAGACCCGCUUAACAGCUGAUGAUCCACUGUGGAAAAUAUUCAGAGAUCCUCUUGAAAAGUCAGUCUCCUCCCCUUGUUCAGUGCUUGAGUCUGAAACACAGUCAAAUGAAGAUGACUCAAAUUUUGUUGUUGGUGAUGAUCAUUCAUCUUGCACCAGCGAUGGAUGUACAUAUUUAAAUGUGAUAAGCACCCUUGAACUGAAAUUUGUGCCACCCCCUCCACCUGAAGAACCAGACAUUACAUUGUUUGGAAGAGCAAGAUUUGCCUCUCAAGCAAUUGACAUUAUGAAAGAAGAGUACAUUGCCUUAGAAGAAGCCAGGGCAAGUGCACCAAUAGAUUCGGUUCAUGGUAGUAGUGAAGAUGUUGAAACAUAUUCUGCAAUGGAUUUCAAUACGAAACAACCACCAGCCUCCCAGCAGGAUCCUAUGGAAGUUGGAGAUGAUGUGGCUUCCUGUAAGCAUGAAGCAACAUCAACGCAAUUAGAAGAGUUUCAAGUGAAGUCAUUACCUACUGUUCAACGCAAUAUAUUAGUGGUGUCUGAUCAACUUGAAAAGUCAGAAGUUGCAAAGGAGUCAAAAUCAUUGGGAUCCACGGAAGACUUAAACCUUACCAUGGUCAAAAGUGCAGAAAGAACUGAUUGUCAAAAGGAACCUUCAUGCAUUAUUGGAUCAUCAAAAUGUUUGAAUGCAAGUUUGAAGAGGCUUUACAGGUCAAGGAAUAUCCCUGUUCCUAGACCUCUGCCGCCACUUGUCAGACUUUUGGAGUCCUCUAAACGGGUCAAAAUGCAACCAAAUGCUAAUUAUAAUUCAUUGAAUUCAAGACACAGCUUACCCUAAUGACAUGGUUGAGCUUAUACUCAUAUAUGGCAUAUUGUGAUAGCAAGAUGUUCAGAUUUCUGAGUAUAUAAAUGGAUUAUUUUUGAAGAAGACACCUGUGUAUUGGUGGUUGUGAUAACCCAAAUACUCGGAUUCUACUGGGAUACAAGUAUACCUGGAUUGGUUCCGAAGAGGAUACCUGUACAGUGUUGAUCCAGCUUUCAUAAGCUUAUACAGGAGCUUUGUACGAUUUUCAAACUGUUGUACAAAUAAAUAUGAUGUAGUUUUUUUUUUUGACAAAAUGAGCUUUAUUAAUUGAAAAUAGUUACAUCUCUUAGUACAAACUCAUAAAUGAAACUAGGAGGCUCAUCGUCCCAAAUACAAUCUUGCUUAGAUUGUCUUGCUCUCCUUGCCAGCUCAUGCGCUACACAAUUAGCAUCUCUACUGCAAUGUUGUAUCAAAAUUUUCUGAAACCUUACAUGAUGACUCUUUGGAUAAUCUGAGGUGUUUUAUUCUUCUA